Ziziphus jujuba (common jujube) is the source of this 1130-nucleotide messenger RNA. RefSeq names its product NEP1-interacting protein 1. Lineage: Eukaryota; Viridiplantae; Streptophyta; Magnoliopsida; Rosales; Rhamnaceae. The record is from RefSeq and is a predicted model, not a curated record. The transcript has 5 exons. Bases 188 to 895 code for a protein of 235 amino acids.
UAUUUAUUUAAUAUUUAUAUUUAUAUGACAUAAUAUUUAUUUUGUCUAGUAAGGGACAAAAUAUUUAUUUUGUUAUUGUUUAUUAAUAUACAUAUAUAUAUAUAUACACUACUUUAAACCCAUACUUUAAGAUCAAUAACACCCAGCUACAACGCAUUCGAGUCCGUACCUUUCUCAGACCGAAAGAAUGGAUUUCAUUUCACACCCAACUCGUUUUUCUUCUUCUUCUUCUUCUUCGUUUGGGAAUUUUGUUGAAAGGGUCAAAGAAAUUUGUAAUUUUGCGGUCUCCGCAAUCCUUGGGAACAUCUUCUCUGCGAUCUUCACCUUCUUCUUUGCAGUAGUGGGUACCUUGUUAGGAGCUAUGACCGGAGCUUUGAUAGGCCAAGAGACCGAGAGUGGAUUUGUUAGAGGUGCUGCUGUUGGAGCAAUAUCUGGAGCUGUUUUCUCCAUUGAAGUUUUUGAAUCUUCCCUUGUUCUUUGGCAAUCCGAUGAAUCUGGAAUUGGAUGUCUUUUGUACUUGAUUGAUGUCAUUGCAAGCCUUUUGAGUGGUAGACUAGUUCGCGAGCGGAUUGGUCCGGCCAUGUUAAGUGCAGUGCAAAGUCAGAUGGGUGCUGUUGAGACAAGUUUCGACGAGGUCACCAACAUCUUCGACACCGGUGGUGCCAAAGGAUUACCUGGAGAUUCAGUUGAAAGGAUUCCAAAGAUCAAAAUUACUAGCAAAAACAAUGUUGAUGCUUCAGGCGAGAAAGUCUCUUGUUCAGUCUGCCUUCAGGACUUUCAGCUUGGAGAGACUGUAAGAAGCUUGCCUCAUUGCAAUCACAUGUUUCACCUACCUUGCAUAGAUAAGUGGCUUCUUAGGCAUGGUUCUUGCCCUUUAUGCAGAAGAGAUUUGUGAAGCUUGUUUCUGUAAAUUAGAAAAUCAGAAAAAAUUUCUAUUUUUUUGUUUGUUUUUUUUCCUCUAUUGUUUAUACAAAUUUUAGGGCUUUUUCUACUGUUUCAGUAUAAACUUUUGAUAUGUGGCUGCUUCAGUUGAUCUCCAUCUUGCUACGUCAGAAGUCCAUGUAUAAAAAAUUUUGAGUUAUGGUUUUAAUUGAUUCUGUGGAUACAAUAAGAAAUCUCUUAUUCUUGUA